Messenger RNA from Sapajus apella (tufted capuchin), 2882 nucleotides. It is a transcript of the gene FAIM2, whose product is annotated as Fas apoptotic inhibitory molecule 2. Bases 323 to 1261 code for a protein of 312 amino acids. The transcript has 13 exons. Gene Ontology annotation, cellular component: endoplasmic reticulum; Golgi apparatus; membrane. Lineage: Eukaryota; Metazoa; Chordata; Mammalia; Primates; Cebidae. The record is from RefSeq and is a predicted model, not a curated record. Gene Ontology annotation, biological process: negative regulation of apoptotic signaling pathway.
GGGGGAGCGGCAGGAAGGGGGCGGUGCGCGGCCACCUCCCCCCAGGACUCGCGAAUCCGCAGCCUCCUCCGCAGCAUCUUCCCAGGCCCGGCCCCCUCCUCCCCCCGCGCCGAUGGUACGCGCCGGCCCGCCUGGCCCGGCUGCAGUGGAUGUUGCUAGAACCCACGCGGAGGAAGGAAGAGACGCAAGCAGGCUGCGGCUACCCAAGCGGCCGCCCCGGCCUCAGGGACCCCUUCCCCGAGAGACGGCACCAUGACCCAGGGAAAGGCCCUUUUCUGGAACCACAGAGGCCCUGCCCCAGGGACAGCAACAGAGACAACCAAUGCUCUCUGUGGCUAACAAGGCCCCCGGGACUGAGGGGCAGCAGCAGGCCCAUGGCGAGAAGAAGGAGUCUCCAGCAGUGCCCUCAGCCCCACCCUCCUAUGAGGAGGCCACCUCUGGGGAGGGGAUGAAGGCAGGGGCCUUCCCCCCAGCUCCCACGGCAGUGCCCCUCCACCCAAGCUGGGCCUAUGUGGACCCUAGCAGCAGCUCCAGCUACGACAACGGUUUCCCCACCGGAGACCAUGAGCUCUUCACUACUUUCAGCUGGGACGACCAGAAAGUUCGUCGAGUCUUCAUCAGAAAAGUCUACACCAUCCUGCUGAUCCAGCUGCUGGUGACCUUGGCUGUUGUGGCUCUCUUUACCUUCUGUGACCCUGUCAAGGACUAUGUCCAGGCCAACCCAGGCUGGUACUGGGCAUCCUAUGCUGUGUUCUUUGCAACCUACCUGACCCUGGCUUGCUGUUCUGGACCCAGGAGGCAUUUCCCCUGGAACCUGAUUCUCUUGACCGUCUUUACCCUGUCCAUGGCCUACCUCACUGGGAUGCUGUCCAGCUACUACAACACCACCUCUGUGCUGCUGUGCCUGGGCAUCACGGCCCUCGUCUGCCUCUCAGUCACCGUCUUCAGCUUCCAGACCAAGUUCGACUUCACCUCCUGCCAGGGCGUACUCUUUGUGCUGCUCAUGACUCUUUUCUUCAGCGGACUCAUCCUGGCCAUCCUCCUACCCUUCCAAUAUGUGCCCUGGCUCCACGCAGUAUACGCAUCGCUGGGAGCGGGUGUGUUUACAUUGUUCCUGGCACUGGACACCCAGUUGCUGAUGGGUAACCGACGCCACUCGCUGAGCCCCGAGGAGUAUAUUUUUGGAGCCCUCAACAUUUACCUAGACAUCAUCUAUAUCUUCACCUUCUUCCUGCAGCUUUUUGGCACUAACCGGGAAUGAGGAGCCCUCCCCAUCCCCCCAUCCUCCAGAGAAUGUGCCCCCUCCUGGUUCCCUGUCCCUCCCCUGCGCUCCUGCAAGACCAGAUAUAAAACUAGCUGCCAACCCAGUCUGUGGCCAGGCUGCUGUACCCCAGCCCGGCCCGGCCCAGCCCAGCCCUCUGCUGCUUGUACAUACGCCAUGGGGACCCUAAGGAACUGAGGCCACAUCACCCCCCCUUGACACCCUGUUCCCCACAUUACAUCUUCCAAACCGGGACAGUCAAGGCUGAAGGUUCCUCUGGGUUUGAGGGCCCAAGGUACAAGUGGGAGAGGCAUAGCAGGAUUUCAGAUGCGGGAGAGAGACCCCGGGAGCCCGAUGGAGCCCUGAGCCCCCACAGUUCCUCCCAGGGCCGUACAACCAUGUGACCUUGGGGCACACUGUUCUGUGUCCAGUCUAUGUCCUCCUUUCUCGUCCAGGUCAGGUGUUAACACUUUGUAAGAAGCGGGGGAGGGGGAUGUGGCUGGGCAGGUAGAGUGGGCAGGCAGGAUGGUUGUCCCAGGCUGCCCAUUUUCUCUUGGCUCUGAUUUGGAUCAGGAGGCCAAGGGCAAUGGGAGAGGACUGAAGCCUGUGCUGUCUGUUGCUUGCUAUGAAUGACCCUUCUGGGUCAUGACAGAGCACUGUUGGGGCAGGAGGUGAGGGCUGGGGACCCUGCUCCUCAGUGAUGGCCUGUCCUAGGGCUCCCAGGGAGGCAGGAGCAGGGCAGCCAGUCAGGAGGUCUGAGCUCUGCCAGCCUCGCCAAUCCACCCAGACCAGCACCCACCCAGAAGCAUUUGGGGUUGCAGGACCAAGGCCCACAUCCUCUCACUCUCUUCUCUCCACCCACCAGGCUGUGUGCACAGGCCUGAGGCUGAGCGGGCGUGUUGGGCCCUCCGGCUUGAUGUUCUGGGGGAGGAGGCGAUCCUUCUAGCUGCUAGGCCAGGCCCAUCUGGAAGGAGUCCUGCUCUGCCCCAGCCCUAACCCGAGGCUGUGCCGAGUCCCUUCUGCACCUCUCAGUUCCUACACCCUCCCCGUGGGCUGCUGCUGGCUGGCUCGUCCCCAGCCAGGCCUCCUGAGGCCUUCGUAGUUGGCAGCAUCCACAUCUCUCCUAGCUUCACUGGCCACUCACUCAGCCCAGAGUCCCUAAGUGCCCCCAACGCCACUUAUCUCUGCAUCUCUCCAAUUUGAAAGCCAUCCAGCUGAUGCUAACAGCCAGGGCCAGUCCCUCCAGCUGGUCCCAUGUAAUGAGGCCAGGGCUCCUUAUCAGCUUCCAGGCGGCUGGGAUCUCAGGCAGGGUGUGCGUCAGCCCUCCAACCCCCGGAGGGGCGCCUGCCAGGGAGAGGACCAGGAGGCCACACCUGGGGGAGCGUGCAGCCAGCAGGCGCAGUGGCCAGCUCCAGGCCAGUGGAAAGUUACUGUGAGGAGAUGGGAAGGCUCUGAGCGGAUAGCAGGACCCUCUUUUGGCUUCGCCCUCUGGGGUCCUCUUUCUCUCCGGUGCUGGGAGCUCCAUCUGCCCCGGGAAGGGUAACGAGGUGUACUAACUGUGCCUUCCCAACCCCAUCCCUCCCUGUCCUUCCUACUCGCUUUUAAGAAGCACUGCCGAAGC